Aspergillus aculeatus ATCC 16872 is the source of this 5778-nucleotide messenger RNA. Its product is annotated as putative NF-X1 finger and helicase domain protein. Lineage: Eukaryota; Fungi; Ascomycota; Eurotiomycetes; Eurotiales; Aspergillaceae. Gene Ontology annotation, biological process: regulatory ncRNA-mediated heterochromatin formation. Gene Ontology annotation, molecular function: helicase activity; zinc ion binding. The record is from RefSeq and is a predicted model, not a curated record. Gene Ontology annotation, cellular component: nucleus; nuclear RNA-directed RNA polymerase complex. Bases 1 to 5778 code for a protein of 1925 amino acids. The transcript has a single exon.
AUGGUCGGCAGCACAAGCAACAGCUUGAAGACUUGCCAUGAGUUCGCGAAGCGUGGAUCUUGUCGCUUCAACCCCUGCAAAUAUGCCCAUGUCCGGCGAAACGAGAACAAGGCCCGUGAUUCGACCAACAGCACAAGCCAUAAGAGUCAUAGUCUUGAUGGUUCCAACGAGCUAGCGAUCUGGAAGCGACAAGUCGGCAGUCAUCAUCAUAAUCGUCCACUGGGCGGGCAGCUAGGUCCCAUGUUCGCCAAGGCCAGAGAGCUCAUCGAGCUCGAUGAAAGCACACUCCAGGAUGUAAUCCGAUGCCUCUCCAAAGAGAGCGGGCUGAGACGAAUUCAGGAAUUGGUGCAGCGUAACUUCGAUUCUAUCCCGCCAUCUGCGAAACGUGAUCUAUUUGUCAAGCAGAUGCUGCCCUUCAUGGAGAUUAUCACGCAUCCGGAAGUGCUCGCCUCCCUGGUGAUGGAGCAAGCAGUGGGCACUAUAUACAAUUGUCUCUACGGGGUUGGUGGGCGUCGGGGCGAACCUUUUCUGGGGUUUCUGGCGGGCGCUAUACAGCAGGAGAUUGAGACUGAGGGUAAAGCAGCACCCGCAUACCUCGAGCAGUCUCUCCUAGUAUUUUGGAAGAUAGUCGAGCUGAACUCGACUGCAUUUGUCCAAGAACCUUUGAAGGUCGUGGCUCUACAAUUCGUGGACCUGUUUCUUAUUCUUCAUGCCUUGGACAGCUCGGACGCCCUUCAUCAGUCGCGAGAUUACCUGGACAAGCUGCAGCAUCGGCUUGAUAUCGGGAUUUCUUUGCCAGCCGUAACAAAGACCGCAAAGCAGCAUGUUAAUCAUCAGCCCGUUGCAUUUGUGACACAGAGAGAUCCGCCUGGUGGACGCCAUGACAAUGACGACGCUGAUAUUUGCAAGAUCAAGAUCAUGCCGACCUUCCAGGAGAUUCUGUCUCCGCGCUCUGAGUAUCUCCCUCCCAAGGAUCCGCGCCAGUGGCAUAAGUGUGGACUCGCCGGGCUAUUGGACAGGAACUUCCGACUAUUACGCGAAGAUACCAUCGGUCAGCUCAGAGACGCAAUACAUGCAGAGAUUCAACCGGUCGAUCGCAGCCAACGGUCGCGUCAGAAAGGGGAAACCAGGACGUACGUGUACAGACAGGUAGUCGUGCAAGGGGUGGAAUUUCAUCGGUUCGACGGAUUACAGUUCCUAGUGCGCUUUUCUCAGCCGACAAAUGUCCGCGGGGCAGCGAAGAAGAAGUUACAGGAAUGGUGGCAGCUGUCGAAACGUUUACAGCCAGAUGCACUUGUGUGUCUUGUUGAUCCCCGUGGGCAUACAAUGUUUUGCACGGUCGCUGCACCUGAUUGCCCAAGAUCCGAUGCCGCCCAGAAGCAACAGAAGAGGCUAGCUGGCUCGCUUUCAGAUAACUCUAACGUGGCCUCUGUGCUUUUGAAGUUGGUUGAGUCUGGCGAGAGCAGCUGGCAGUACAUCCUCGACUGCCAUGCGUCCCAGCACAAUCCGUCUCCUAUCUCGCUCGUGGAAUUCCCCGGUAUUCUCUUGCCGUCAUUCCAGCCCACUCUACUUGCUCUUCAGAAAAUGCAGAAAUCUGGAGAUGUUCCCAUGGCGGAGUUCCUCGCGCCCCAGGGUCAAAACACCUUGUCAGUCUUGGCUGACGUGCCCCCGCCUGUCUAUGCAGCCUCGCAAAACUUCAGCUUCGACCUGAAAUGUCUCAUGAAGGAUCGUUCCAGCCUGCAGCUGCACACCUCUCAGCCUUUUGAUCUAAAAAUGCUUCAGGAUGGCUCCACACUCGAUGAUGCCCAGGCUUUGGCGCUGGCCAGCACCCUUCAGCGCAAGAUUGGGCUGAUUCAAGGCCCGCCAGGGACUGGCAAGAGUUUCACGGGCGUCGCAUUGAUAAAGGUACUGUUGGCCAACAAAGCGAAGGUCAAAAGGCGGCUUGGACCGAUUGUAUGCGUGUGCUACACAAAUCACGCCCUCGACCAGCUCCUGGAGGACCUGCUGGAUAACGAAAUCACUUCGCAGAUCAUCAGAAUCGGCUCGCAAUCCAAAUCCGAGCGCUUGCAACCACUGAAUCUUCGUAAGGUUGUCAGCGGCGUUGAAAAGACACGCAUGGAAAAAAACGAGCAAUGGCGUCUACAUAAGGCUCUUAACGACCAUGAAGAUAGAUUCCGCAAGCUCAAGUUGAACGCGAUUGGCUCAGAUCAUGGUCUGAAGUCGUACCUCGAACAGCACCAACCAUACCAUUAUGCCCAAUUAUUUGCCCGAGACGCAGAUGGUUUCCAAAGGCAGACAAAGGGGAAGCCCGCUCGCACUAUCCAGUCGUGGCUAAAGGCUGGCAGAUAUAGCAGAGCGCAGCCCACCACCAUUCAAGACCUCGCAAAGGUCCACGUCGAUGCAAUGACGGCCGCGGAACGCAAAGCUCUCCACGCUCACUGGAUAGAUGACUACAGACAGAAAGCCCAUCUUCGGGUGCAAGCAGCCUUGCAUGAACAUCUAGAGACCAAAGCUUCCUGGGACAGAAUCCGAGACGAACUGGCCUUGCGGUGUCUCAAGGCCGCAGACGUGAUUGGAGUGACUUCAACAGGCUUGGCCCGAAACCUCGAGAUGCUCCGUAGACUGCCAUCCAAGGUGCUCGUGUGCGAAGAAGCUGGGGAAGUGUUGGAAGCGCACUUGCUCACGUCGCUCCUGCCGUCUCUCGAACAGGUAAUACUGAUCGGCGACCAUCAACAACUCCGGCCCCAAAUCCAAAACUACGACCUAUCCCGAGAGAGCAAAGCGGGUGCCCAAUAUGCGUUGGAUAGGUCUCUCUUUGAGCGCCUAGUGGAUCCAGAUGAUGCGGUCGGCGUCCAGAUCCCCUUCUGCACCCUGGAAACGCAACGGAGGAUGCAUCCCUCGAUUUCCCAACUCAUACGCGACACGCUGUAUCCACGCCUGCAAGAUGCGCCAUCCGUGUCGACAUAUCCUGAGGUUGCAGGAGUCCGAAAGCGGCUUUUCUGGCUUGACCACCGUGUACCAGAAGGCCAAGCCUCUAACGAAGACGCGAUGGCAACAUCUCAUUGGAACGAUUACGAGAUACAAUUGACGGUUGCACUGGUGAAUCACCUUCUCCGGCAGGGGACGUACCAGAGUGGUGACAUUGCUGUUCUCACUCCUUACCUUGGCCAGCUUCAUCGGAUGCGUCGGAAGCUCAGCCAGUCUUUCAUUAUCACGGUGGGUGAACGAGACCAGGACGACCUGGACAAUGCUGGCUUCAUCGAAGACGAGGCAGAGGUAGCCUCUUUGGAUACGACAACAAUUGCCAGAACAACGCUGCUUCAUGCUCUAAGGGUUGCCACAAUUGACAAUUUCCAGGGGGAGGAGGCUAAAGUGGUGGUGAUUUCCCUGGUCCGAAGUAACAACCAGAAUCGAUGCGGUUUUCUCCGUACACCAAACCGAAUCAACGUGCUUCUCUCCCGUGCUAAACACGGCAUGUACAUCAUCGGCAAUUCGGCAACUUCCAGGGGGGUUACCAUGUGGGGGAGGGUGAUUGAUAUGCUGGAAAGGGACGGAAAUAUCGGAGAUGCUCUGGAUCUGACAUGCCCCCGACACCCAGACACUCCUAUUACCGUUUCCGAACCGGAGCAUUUUAUCCAAUACUCACCUGAGGGAGGCUGCAGUCUGCAGUGCGGCAAACGUCUUCAGUGCGGCCAUCCGUGCAAGCAAAAAUGCCAUUCAGAGAUCCUCCACGCCGCUGUUUAUUGCCCGGAUCAGUGCAAGCGUCCGCAGAAAGGGUGCGCGCAUCCUUGCCCGAAGCCUUGUGGAGACCCCUGCCCUGAGAGAUGCACUAUAAACGUUUCCGAUCCAGAUCGCCGUCUCCCAUGCGGACAUCUAAUGAUCAAUCUCCCUUGUUGGCAAGCGCAAGAUCUGAGCCUGGUGAAAUGUCUAACCUUGGUCGACCGAGAGAUCCCCUACUGCCAUCACACCACGCGUUUAGCAUGCCACAUCGAUAUUUAUAGCGCGGACUAUCAAUGCAAACACCAAUGUCGGAAAGUGUUGCCAUGUGGCCACAACUGCAAACGGCAGUGUCUGUCGUGCAUGAAUCGCAUCGCCGAGGAACCAAAGUUUGACCAUGGCAAAUGCACGCAGAAAUGCGGACGCCUAUAUUCCACGUGCGCGCAUGCUUGUAAUGCUGAAUGUCACGGGAACACUCCAUGUCCGCCAUGCACGUCGCCCUGCGAUGUCCAGUGCGGCCAUUCCAGGUGUCCGUGCAAAUGCUCUGAACCGUGUGCCCCAUGCGCGGUUUCGGAAUGUCUGUCUUCAUGUCCGCAUAGCUCAUGCUCGAUGCCCUGCGCCGCGCCCUGCGAUCAUAUUCCAUGCUCUCUGCGCUGCGAGAAAGUUCUCUCGUGCGGCCACCAGUGCCCGUCUGUGUGUGGGGAACCGUGCCCUCCGAGCGCCUUCUGCCAGACUUGCGCAUCGGACAGCGUGAAAGAGACCACGGUGGACUUUAUCAUGGGAGAGCAGUACGGCGAAGUCAAUUUGGCCGCAAACCCUUGCAUCUUCCCUCCGUGUGGGCACUUUUUGACCAUCGAAAGCAUGGAUGCGCAGAUGGAUAUCAAGAAGCACUAUAUCUUGGACGAAAAUGGGCGACCCGUUUCGAUUGCGUCGUCUUCACAGCCGUUCUCAAUUGACGAUAUACGCACAUGUGCGAUCUGUCGGGGUUCAUUGCGCCAGGUGGCCCGUUACGGAAGACUGGUGAGACGAGCAUUGUUGGAUGAGGCAACGAAGAAAUUCAUACUGUAUUUGAACCAGGAUUAUGUUCCCAUGGCGCGGAGCCUGCCGGGGUGCAUUUCGAGGUUGCAAGACUAUGAACCACGAGCGCCGGCGAACAAGACCGCAAGACACGUCUUCUGCGCUAAUAUUAAGAUUCGACUCGAGGGGCCCCCACAGCAUCAGGUGAAAUUAAUGAGGCAACAUGUCGCCAAGUAUGAUAAGGAACGGUGGAAGGAGCUCAUUGCUCUGCGGGAGAAGAUUAAUAGCUAUAAAAAGAGGGUGCACGUGCAGGAGCAGCCGUUCGUUCGAGUCCGCAACAUGGUAGAAGAUGCACGUCGGCGAAAGAGAAGCCCUGGUCAAUUCGACUUUGACGCCAAUGUGCUUCAAACAAAGGGCUACCUUCAAGCGACGGCCCUCUUGCUGCGCCUAGACGCAUCCCUCCUUGCGGACUUUCUCUCCCUGUGCAAAAAGGGACGACAUGCCGACCUGUAUGUCAACUUGGCAGGGUACAGGAAAGAGAGUAAUCACCUCUUCGCCAACGCAGCGGCUUCCUCGCGUAUCUUACAGCAGGUAGAGGGGAACAUCUUCCUGGCCCAGUUCUGUGCACUCGAGCGGCAGAACUUGGCUGAUCCAUCCGAAGCAGAAGGUCUGCUGCAAGAGGGUACUGCUGCAAUUGAUGAGGCUGAGAGGCUCUGCAGGCUCCACGCUGGGCAGACCCGCGGCUUUCUAGAAGAAAUCGAAGGCACAAGGGCAAUGCUUCGUGGCUCGGAGUUUUAUGCCCCAGUGACGAACGAGGAACGCAUGGCGGUGUUGGCGGCCAUGUCAGAGGAGUUCCGGGGAACAGGACACUGGUACUAUUGCGAAAACGGUCAUCCCUUCACAAUCGGGGAGUGCGGUGGUGCGAUGGAGCUUUCUCGGUGUCCGGAGUGCGGAGCGGCUGUUGGCGGCCAACACCAUCAAACAACCGCUGGUGUGACCCGUGCCAGUGACCUGGAGAAUGCUUUGCGGGAAAUGCAUCUAUAG